AUGCGUGAACGAAAGUCGCUGCCAUCAUGGCUGGUCUCCGCUAUCCCAGCACCACUUCUUGAGAAGACGCCAAAGACGGCCAAGAGCCAUCACGAUGCCGCUCAGGACUAUCUCACUGGUGUACGAGGAUGUCUGGCCAUCAUGAGCUUCCUCUGGGUGUUCAUGCAAACUUUUGCACCUGGAGCGACGUACGGCUCCUCCGACACUGUCAGUCCAUCGUGGCAAGCGGCCUUGCGGAAGUCGCUCUCAGUACUGUUCUGGAACGGAUCCCUGAUAUACUCGUCGAUCAUAUUCCUAUCAGCAAGAACAGUAUGUCUGCCUUUCUUGCUGAAUCCGACAAAAUUGCAACUAGCAAGCUCCGUCUUCCGCCGUGGACUGCGGCUAUGGUUUCCUACCGCUGCAGCUCUCGUCGUCUGCUACAUCGCUUUCAGCAACUCGAGUCCUCAGUACUUGGCAGACUUUGCAGCCACGACUGGUACAGCAGCUGUGAAUAACGGCACCAUGGUGGACAGCCUAUAUAUCAUGCCCACUUCGAUCGUCAACUUCAAUAGCAUCUUCGAGAUUUUCUGGGUGUCGCACAACUUUUCGUAUCAAGCCGGUAACUGGGCCUUCCCGACUCAAACUCUCUGGGUGAUCACCGCAAUUUUCCAGCAAUCAUAUACGGUCUUUGCCGUAAUGGUCAUUAUACCGUUCACUCGCAAGAGCUGGCGGCUGUCGGGCGCUACAUUUUUCAUCCUGACUGCAUGGUGGGUGUAUUCGUGGGCGUGGUUUUCGAUCUCAGGCCUUUUGCUGGCAGAUAUGAUAGUCAGCAUGGACUUCAAGGCCAAAUUCCUGGCGAACCGUAUCUGGACUGUUUCAGUUGGACUCCUCUGCAUGGCAGCCGGCUUCGCUAUGGAAUUCAUCUGGGCGACCAUUCGUCCGGAGCUACGCAAUGCCGAGAUCAAGUACCAUACCGGUCUGUACAGUACUGGUGGUAUCAACACCACGGUCGAUGCUACUGCUCCACAGCUAAGAGCUGACAAUUACCUCGUCAUCGUUGGCUUCUUUGUGCUGCUGGAGUCAACGCAUUUCCUGCAGAAAGCUUUCGCUAAUCCGGUAUUCACCUUCCUUGGUCGAAGAUCGCUCAGCUACUUCCUCCUGCAAUCGAUCAUAGUAUACACACUAGGCAUCAGAGUGGCAAUGGAGAUCAUGAAUGGCUCGAUCGAGACGUAUUCGAGGGCGAGUGGCGUGGCAUUCAUCGCUUCCUUACUCGUGACGGUCGUAGCUGGAGAGGUCUUCUACUGGCUUCUCGAUGUGCCAUCACAGCAAUUCGCGCGCUUGGCGUUUGCAUGGAUAUUAGAAUGA
Recurvomyces mirabilis is the source of this 1344-nucleotide messenger RNA. RefSeq lists its product as uncharacterized. The transcript is spliced from 2 exons. NCBI's taxonomy places the organism in Eukaryota, Fungi, Ascomycota, Dothideomycetes, Mycosphaerellales, Teratosphaeriaceae. Bases 1 to 1344 code for a protein of 447 amino acids. The record is from RefSeq and is a predicted model, not a curated record.